Malurus melanocephalus (red-backed fairy wren) is the source of this 5135-nucleotide messenger RNA. RefSeq names its product ankyrin repeat and sterile alpha motif domain containing 3 (gene ANKS3). NCBI's taxonomy places the organism in Eukaryota, Metazoa, Chordata, Aves, Passeriformes, Maluridae. The record is from RefSeq and is a predicted model, not a curated record. Bases 277 to 2274 code for a protein of 665 amino acids. Gene Ontology annotation, cellular component: cilium. Gene Ontology annotation, molecular function: protein binding. The transcript is spliced from 18 exons.
GGCGGCGGGGCCGGGACGGCGGCACUGGGGAUCGCAGCGGUGGCAUUCACCUCUGGGGCUGCUCCCGGGCACUCCCCGSCCUCGGKGGRCCCACGGCCGCAGCGCUUCUGCCCCGUGGCUGAAGUGUGCGAUGCUGAGGCCGCGUUGCCAGCAGGGCCGCGAGAGGCAGUGUAUUGGAAUCCCAGAGUUCCCUGCAGCAAGAGAGAACUUCCAGCAAAAUCUUCUCAGCARCUGUUAUUGCCUCGGGCUGAGGAGUCAAUCAAAGUCGAGGGCGGGAUGUCAGAGCUGAGUGACGAAGCCAGCGAGUCGGAGCUGCUGAGCCGCAGCCUGUCCAUGUGGCACGGGGUCGGGCACUUGAUCUGCCAUGAGGAGCUGGAUGUGCCGCUGGACCUGCACACGGCCUCCUCCGUCGGGCAGUACGAAGUGGUGCAGGAGUGCAUCCAGCGUGGAGAUCUGGAUUUGAACCAGAGGAACUGUGGGGGCUGGACCCCACUCAUGUACGCUUCCUACAUCGGCCACGACAACAUUGUGCACCUGCUGCUGGAAGCGGGAGUGAAUGUCAACAUCCCCACCCCUGAAGGGCAGACUCCCCUCAUGCUGGCCUCCAGCUGUGGCAAUGAGAGUGUUGCCUACUUCCUUCUACAGCAAGGGGCAGAGCUGGAGAUGAAGGACAUCCAUGGCUGGACUGCYUUGUUCCACUGCACCAGUGCCGGGCACCAGCAGAUGGUCAAGUUCUUACUGGAGAACGGAGCAAAUGCCAACUGCAAGGAGCCAGURUAUGGAUACACACCUCUGAUGGAAGCAGCUGCCUCUGGCCAUGAGAUAAUUGUGCAGUACCUUCUCAAUCAUGGAGUGAAGGCAGAUGUCAGAGAUAACACUGGAGCYACAGCAAGGACUCUGGCCAUGAAGUGUGGCCACACCAAGAUUGUGGGGCUGAUAGAUUUGCAUGCAGCYCCAGUGCCCAAGGUCUUCUGCAGAGGUCCAGGGAAAUAUGAAGAGCUGAGUUCCUCAGAUGAAUCAUGUUCUGCUCCCCAGAGACAGAGACCUGCUCGUAGGACCAAAGGUCCCAGCAUCCAYGAGGGGCCCCAGGCCUUGGCCAAGAUCACAGCGGUUGGAAUUGGGGGAAAGAAGCAGUCUCGCUAUGAGCAGGUCCCCCCUCAKGGCUACGUUACCUUCAGUGCUGAUGGCAGCUGUGAGUCAGGGGACAUCCGGUACAGGGAUGUCACCUCCCCCAUUAACGAGCAGGACGUGGAGAGCACCAGCAGCAGGGAGGAUAGUGUUUCCUCCARCAACUUGGCAACCAUCAGRAGCAGCAGCAGCAGCAGUGAAUGCCUGAUCAGAGUCCCAGGASUCAGCAGUGAAGGCUCCUUGGAAAGCAAUGAGGACUCUGACCAUGCCAACAGCCCCCCGAGUCGGAAACAAGCCAAGAGCUUUAAGGGCAAGACCCGCUACAGCAACAGUGACAGCCAGUGGAGCCACUGCUUGGGAAAGGCUGGGUGCUCCAGCCAGCACCUGGUCCUUCCUGAGCCUCCAGCCUACACAGGGCCCCAGGACCUGGCAACGUUCCUGGAGGAGAUUGGGUGCCUGAAGUACCUGCAGGUGUUUGAGGAGCAGGAUGUGGACCUCCGCAUCUUCCUGACCCUCACGGAGAGUGACCUGAAGGAAAUCGGCAUCACGCUGUUUGGCCCCAAGAGGAAGAUGACCUCUGCCAUUGCACGCUGGCACAGCAGUGCACGCCCGCCCAGUGAUGCCCUGGAGUUGGCCUACGCUGAUCGGCUGGAGGCGGAGAUGCAGGAAUUGGCCAUCCAGCUGCACAAGAGGUGUGAAGAGGUGGAGGUGAUGAAGGGCCAGGUGUGCCAGGAGCAGAAGCUGCGUGCAGUGGCUGAGAGCUGUUUGAUGGAGCGGGAUGAGACCUGGAAUGCCAUCCAGUGCCAGCUCAGAGAGGCUCAGGCCAUCACCAAGGAUGCAGGAGUCCUGCUGGAUCAGAUCAAGAGCUGCCAGGCGGAGCUGUCGGCCCGGAUGGCCCCGGAGCAGGCGAGCGAUGGAACACCGGACACGCAGGAGCAGCACGGCACCAGGGAGAGCCAGCGGCCUUGGGAGCGCCCAGUGCUGGAAGGGUGGCCACCUUCCCUGAAGUGCCUGAGCUUGCCUGAGCUGUCAGCUGUGCUGGAGGAGUGUGUAGGAGAGAUGGGAAAAGCUCUGCAGACUGUGACUCAAAACCUCCAAAGGCUCCAAGCCCUGGGGCAGAGUGGGCAGAGCUGGCCAGAGCCUUAACCAAGCCAGGACGGAAUACUGACGUCGGGUGACUGUUCCACCCGGAAGCUGAGUGUGCCUGGGAGGGAGCACGGGGGCCGUGCUGGCAGCACCACGGCUCUGCCGAGGGCCAUCGCAGCUGGCGGGGCACAGAGGAGGCCGUGGCCACCAGACAACACGGCUGGGAGGACAMGGGACAGCAGAAGACAACCAGAAGCUCUCUGGGCCUGACUCUGUCUGGGUUCCCAGGAUCCCUUUUGGAAAGGUUUAGGUUUGGAGGAGGAGCUCCAAGCCUGGGAGUUUUAUCUGACUUAAGCUUCCUGCAGCCAUUGUUGUUCAGGUCUGGGUGGUGGUAGAAAGGUGACAUUUGCAUACAGCAAUCAAUUCAUUAUCCUUUUCUGCAUCCCAAGCUCCCCAGGGCUGCUGAAAUGUGUCCCUGACUCCUCUUGUGCUUUGGGGAUUGGCCCAGAGAAUGGAUCUGAGGCCGUGAAAAAGGCAGGUUGUUGUGGAGGGGUGAAGGGAGUAGAGUUUGUGAUGUUUGGCUCUUUGAGCUGCAGUGAAGCUCAGAGUGCAGCCCUGUUCCUGYUUGGAAUGUCUGCUCUGCCCACCCCAGCUCUGGGCUUCAGAGCCUGUCACUCCAAACAGCCCUCCCCCAGUUCAUUUUGUGUUCCUACUGUCCUUAGGGCUGGGUGUGAUCACACGUGGUGUGGUUUAGGAAUGGCAUUUACUGAAACACUCCCCACUCACUCCCCCUCCCCUGGGAUGGAGAGGGGAAUGGGAGGCACAAACAGGGAAGAUUACAGGUCGAAAUAAAAGCAAUUCAUUGCAAACAGCAAUGAGAUAAGGAGCAACAGCAGUAAUAACAGAAGUGUGCAAAAGUGGUCCUGGUCCUGCAGAACUGAACCCUGUUCAGGCCAGAACCAGGACCUCACCUUACUCCAUCCCCAGAAACCUGGCUUUGUGGUCAGUGCUUUAUGGCAGAGUUUAUAGGUGUGGUUUGGCCACUGCCACAAUCCCAGCAAGGCAGAUGUUCCCCUGGAAAGACAAGAGAGUGAAGCAAGAGCCUGGGGCUGCUGAGCCCCCGGUGCCAAGCAGGGGAAUGCCAAUGCAGGGACAGCUCUGUCCCCCAUGGGAGCUGGGCAUGGACACCACAGCCCAGAUGGAGCUGUGCUAUCAAGGACUACCUGCCUUUGAUUUCCAGGCUUCUGUGCCAGGGCAAUCUUGGAUGGGCACUUCCAAGGACAGGCAGUGCAGGAGGAGGCUGCCCCAUCACUGGGUUUGGGUGAGAGACUCUGGUGACAGGGACCGUGGUGUAAAAUGACUGUCCCUGUAAGGGGGAAAAACACAACAAUCAAAAUUUGAAGUCUGUGAGGGAUGGCUCUGAUGAUUCAGGAAGAGUCCCUUUGGGCAGAGGAUGGAACCCUAUGUUCCUUCUGAUUUUGGACCUUGGUCACAGAUGCCAAAAAUUCAUCCAGCUCCAGCCUUUUAGCUGAUCAUCCCUUCUGCUGAGCUGCUCCAGUCCCUUUAGGCAGGGGUGACAACUGUUCUGCUCGGGGUGUCUGUGACUCCUGGGGCCAGCCUCUGUCCCAAAACCGGCAGGGAUGGCCCCGUGUGCCUGGCAGUGUCCCCCCACCCUGGGGUGCUGCUUCCUGCCUCUGGUUAACUCCCAGCCUCAUCACCAGGCACCGUUUUUUCCAUCCUGAGGAAAUGCCCUGGAGUACUUCACCCUCAAGAGUUGGGAUGAGGGGCGGCUGAUUCCCCUCGUGCAGCAUCCCUGGAAACUCCUCAGAGGCCUGAAGCUGUCCUGGGAGCAGUGUGCAGGGCUUUGUCCCUCAUUCCCUGGCAGUGGAGGAAUGGGGGCAGUGCCAAAGUCUCUCCCUGCCUCUGGUGGUUCUUCUGGCUGCACUAGCCCAGGGCUGUCAGGGUGCUUUCCCUUGAAUUUAACACAAAGCCCCACAAAAGCACCUGAAGGGAGGGGUCUGGGGGCACCUGGAGGGCCGAGGCAGCCCGGGUUCAGCAGUGUCUUCAGAAGUGGGUGGGCUGUGCAGGACAGGGKCUAUAGGGUUACUGUAGGGAUUGGGGGCUGAGUUUGCAAAGUCUCAGGCUGGAAUAAAGGGGUUUGGGGAAUUGCAAUGAUCAGAAGGCCUGGAGGCUGGGAAAAGGGGGAGGUGUGACCGUGUGUAUGUGAAGGGAAAGGACAGGCCCCAAACAGGGGCUGCAAGGGGUAUYAGAGCAGACAAGAGGGCAGCAGGGAGGGGGUUUUCUACAACACUGUGUCCGUGAGGAGGCAGUUCCUUAAACGCAKGCUCUGAACCAGCAUUCCUUGCAGCCAGGGUGGUUGUGAGAGCAGCAGGUGCUACCCUAAAGUGAGUUGUCUGAGGAAAAACAGCAUUUGCUGACUUGGAGAAAUGAAUAAAACCUGCGAACCUGUGUGUGGUGUGUGGGUGUCUGUGCGGGGAGCUGGGGCAGCAGGAAUGAGCUCCCUGAUUCCUUGCAGGAAGAUUUUGUGCUUUCCAGCUUCCCCUCUGUGGAGGUCCACGGGGCUGGGGCUGCCUCAUCCCUGCCAUCCCUGCCCUGCAUGGUGCCACCAUGGAGGUACCACCCUUGUGGCACUGUUGGGGUGGGUGAUGUGGGAGCCCAGCAAAGAGCAGCAACUCAAAGUGCUGGUGGAGCUGCUGGAGCCAGUCCAGAGGUGGCCACGGAGAUGYUCCAAGGGCUUGAGCCCCUCUGCUCUGGAGCCAGGCUGGGAGAGCUGGGGGUGGACCAGGAUCCAUGGAGAGCUCAGAGCCCCUUCCAGGGCCUAAAGGGGCUCCAGGAGAGCUGGAGAGGGACUGGGGACAAGGGAUGGAGGGACAGGACACAGGGAAUGGCUUCCCAGUGUC